CUCUGUCUAAGAGCGAAGCUACUCAUAAAACGAUAUAAACCAAUAUCUAAAGUAAUUCCUUUUUUGAUGUUUUCUCGAUUUACAGGCGUGAUUUCAUUUGCGUGUUUUUUUUUAAUUGCCUUUUUAAGUAAACGUUGGACUCCAGCAUCAAUGUUGCUAUCCACUACGCGAGGACAUGAAGGAAUGUAGGAACAUAUUCCAAACAAAAGUGCUCCGUGAAGGUCACGACCCUCAGCACUGAGGAACUCACGAUGCAAGGAGUAAGCAGAAAAACAUACGGCCCACUUGAUGAUAUAAGAAUAAUAGCGCAAAUAUGACGACAGCCUCAAAAAAUCUCGAAAUAAUUAAUGAAAAGAAAAUGUUCGACGAUCUCCUCCCUGAAGUAAUUAUGACACUACAAAACAAAUCCAAGUUAUCUGAAGUGCCCCAAAUAGGGGAUUGGUUGAAAAAGAUGCUUCAUUACAAUUUGGUUGGCGGUAAACAUACAAGAGGAAUAACUACUGUGAUUUCAUACAAAACAAUUGAAAAACCGGAAAAAGUCACCGAACAUACUUUGAAAAUGGCUUGUAAACUGGGAUGGUGUGUCGAAAUGUUUCAGGCAUAUUGCAUUGUGCUGGAUGACAUUAUGGAUGGUUCAAGCGUCCGACGCGGCAUGCCCUGUUGGUAUCGGCGUCCGGAAGUGGGCAUCACAUGCGCCUUUAACGACUCUCUUUUGAUACACAGUUCUUUAUUUGAAUUUCUAAAAACUAAUUUCAGGACCAAUCCUAAUUAUAUGAAAAUGUUUGAGCUCUUUAAUGAAACUUUAUGGCGCACUUCAAUGGGUCAACAUUUAGAUCAUGUAACAGGAAAUCGAAAAACAGACUAUUCUUCAUUUACUCUGGAUCGUUACUACACUAUUAUAAAAUACAAGGCCGCAUAUUACACCUACAAUUUACCCGUUUCCCUUGGUUUACUACUAGCUGAAAAUGUGGAUGAAAAAAUUUAUAAAUCUGCUCAAGACAUUUGCUUGGAAAUAGGAACGAUGUUCCAAAUUCAGGACGAUUUCAUAGACUGCUUCGGUGAUGAAAUAAAAACUGGUAAAGUUGGUACAGAUAUACAAGAGCGCAAAUGUACUUGGUUGGCAGUUCAAGCGCUGCAGCGCUGUACUGAAGCACAACGUACAGUAUUCAAAGCCUGUUAUGGUAGCAGUGAACCAGCACAUGUGGAACGCAUAAAACGACUUUACGAAGACCUUCACCUCCCGCAGAUAUACAAGCAUCAAGAAAAAGCGAUGUACGACAAUAUUAUAAGACAAAUUGAAAAUAUACCAAUAGAGGCCGCCCGCGUUCUCUUUAAAAAGUUGUUGGAUAUUACGUACAAUAGGCAACAUUAAGCAAUAAUAUAAUAUAUUCUACACAAUGCCUUUAUUUACCACUGUUUGUCUGAGCAUGUUAAACAAUAAAUAACUAAAUAAAAUAA
This is a messenger RNA of Bombyx mori (domestic silkworm), 1458 nucleotides long. RefSeq names its product farnesyl diphosphate synthase 2 (gene Fpps2). The transcript is spliced from 6 exons. Gene Ontology annotation, molecular function: (2E,6E)-farnesyl diphosphate synthase activity; dimethylallyltranstransferase activity. The record is from RefSeq and is a predicted model, not a curated record. The coding region runs from base 314 to 1372 and encodes 352 amino acids. Lineage: Eukaryota; Metazoa; Arthropoda; Insecta; Lepidoptera; Bombycidae. Gene Ontology annotation, cellular component: cytoplasm. Gene Ontology annotation, biological process: trans, trans-farnesyl diphosphate biosynthetic process.